Messenger RNA from Prorocentrum cordatum, 333 nucleotides. Lineage: Eukaryota; Dinophyceae; Prorocentrales; Prorocentraceae. The record is from the annotation of a GenBank genome assembly.
AUGGAGCGCCCUCCGCGGGCGCCCGCGCCCGAAGCGGCCGGCGCCCCGCCACGUCGCGAUGCAUCUUCGGGGGAGACGCAGCACGAGCCGCGGCCUGCGCGCGGCCGGGCGCACCUCGGCGGGCCCCCGGCGCGUGCCGCGCGGCCGGGCGCGCGGGCGCGGGAGGUGCCCGCGCGGCCCGGGCGGCCGGCCAGCGGGCCCACGACGCCACUCCGAGGGCCAGAGGGCCGGCCGAGCAGCUCCGAGGCGGGCACUGAGCCACGACCACCGCCGGGAGGGUCGGUGUUCGGAGCCUCGGCGGGCGGUGGAGGUGGACAUGUUUCGCAGGCCUAG